Dromaius novaehollandiae (emu) is the source of this 1975-nucleotide messenger RNA. Its product is annotated as olfactory receptor 51G2-like. Gene Ontology annotation, molecular function: olfactory receptor activity; G protein-coupled receptor activity. The transcript is spliced from 2 exons. Gene Ontology annotation, cellular component: plasma membrane. Lineage: Eukaryota; Metazoa; Chordata; Aves; Casuariiformes; Dromaiidae. Bases 914 to 1852 code for a protein of 312 amino acids. Gene Ontology annotation, biological process: G protein-coupled receptor signaling pathway. The record is from RefSeq and is a predicted model, not a curated record.
UACACUUCUGCUGGAGCUACGUAGCUGUUAGGCUGCAGAGAAAAUGGGAGUCUGGUUGGCCCAUUCAGUCAAUUACUUUAAUUUUGACUCAAUUCAUUCCAUUUCUUCAGAAAAAAAGUAGUAGCACUUCCCAGAGGCUUGUCAGGAGCUGGAGUCCCACUGUGAGAAACUCUCUACUACACGUUUGAUGUCAAGCUAUUCUGGUUGGAUUAUAAAGCUCUUUAGCUCCUGGUGCUAACCUAAUGCAGUUCCACAGCAGCCUCUGACUUGACCCUGGAAGUCACUGUUAACACUACAUUUACAUCAUCUGCUUUUAGACAGUGGAGCAACCGGAAAAAGCAGCAGAAGUCCCUCAUGAUCCUGUGAGUCCAGUGAGAUUUUGUGGGCCAGUGCUAUAAAAGCACAUUCUCUGGCUGCCUGCAGGCAAGAUGCUCAGGCUGAUGGUACUAGGGCAUUGCUCUAUAUUUCAGGCAAAAGUUCUCUGCUUCUGUUGGGCUGCUUUUCAUAUGUCGGCUGGUGGUGAAUUUCAGAUCACUUUGUUAGUGUUGCUGUAGCAUUGGUGUUAAUGAGUUUGAACUAGAGACCGCACAUCUACUGAAGAGCUCCUUACCCUCAGAUGGUUUUCUUGUUGUCUGAGGGCAGUGAGCACCAUUCAUUUGACUAUGGUAGGCAUCUACCUUUGGGGGAGAUGAAUUGCCUUCUGGCAGUGCCUGUUUCCCUCCAGUGAGCGGUGGGAGCCCAGACAAGCAGCAGAGAUGCAGCUGUCUACACGGCAGAUACCUACAGCCAGGCGAGGUGACUAUGAAGAGCAGUCCUUGCCUGUGUUUUGGAAAGUGGCUAGAAGAGUUUGGUGGUGGGAUGUGUUGGAUCUGAUAGUGGAACUUGGACAGGACAAAGAUGUUGCCUUAGGAAAAUGAGGAACAGCAGCUUCCUUAGACCUUCUACAUUGCUUCUAACCAGAAUGCCAGGAAUGGCAGGUGGGAACAUGUGGAUUGCUAUGCCUUUCUGCUGCAUGUACCUUAUUUCCAUCCUAGGCAAUAGCACGGUUCUCUUGGUCAUCAAGGCAGAGCGCAGCCUCCACAAGCCCAUGUACCUCUUCCUCUCCAUGUUGGCUGUGGCAGAGCUUGGGGUGUCUCUGUCUACGCUCCCCACGGUGCUGAGCGUGCUGCUCUUUGAUUCACGGGAGAUCGGGUUUGAUGCCUGCCUCACUCAGAUGUUCUUCAUUCACUGCUUUUCCAUCAUGGACUCAGGGGUGCUGUGGGCCAUGGCCUUCGACCGCUUCGUGGCCAUCUACAGCCCCCUGCAAUACGCAUCUGUCCUGACCAACCCACGGAUAGGCCUCAUUGGGCUGGGGCUCACCAUGAGGAGCGUGAGCGUCUCGAUCCCCUUGCCGAUACUUCUGAGGAGGCUGCCAUUCUGCAGAUCCCAUGUGCUGGCUCACUCCUUCUGUCUGCACCCCAACUUAAUCCAGCUGCCAUGUGCACACGUCGAGGUGAACAGCAUGUACGGCUUAUUUGCCCUGCUGGCCACAUUUGGGCUCGACUCCCUGUCUAUUGUGCUGUCUUAUGUCAUGAUCAUUAAGACUGUGCUGAGCAUUGCAUCCAAGAGAGAGCGCCUCAAGGCCCUAAACACCUGCGUCUCUCAUAUCUGUGCUGUGCUGAUUUAUUACAUCCCGAUGAUUGGCUUAUCCAUGGUGUACAGGUUUGGGAAACAUGCGUCUCCUCUGAUCCAUGUCCUCAUGGCCAAUAUCUACCUUCUUGUCCCCCCUGUGUUAAACCCCAUCGUUUACAGUGUGAAAACUAAACCAAUCCACAGAGGUAUAUGCAAACUACUAACUCCAAAGUGGCACUGAUAUAAUACACAGCAUAUCCAAGAGAUUUUGCACGUGGUAAAACAGCUGGGGAAUACUAGUUUAGAGGCUGUCUGCUCCACCUUGUCAUCCAUGUGCCUCUGGAGGGUCCUGAAUUUUUAAACU